CUAUCCGGUCAAGCUCUCCACUAGCUGUCUAUCGCUUGAAACUAUCUGAUGCAAUUUUAUGCAACUUUGCCGGUGUAUCAGAAGUUAAAUUUACAUUAAAUUAAACAAGUAUGGUGCUGGACAUCGAGUUAUUUCGUGCCGAGAAAGGAGGAGACCCAGCCAAGAUAAGGGAAAAUCAAGCUAAACGAUUUGAUGACGUGACACUUGUAGACAAGGUCUUGGAUGCAGACGCCACAUGGCGAAAAUUGAGAUUCCAGACAGAUCUGUGGAACCGGUUAAAGAAUCUUUGCAGCAAGACGAUAGGUGAUAAGAUGAAGAAACAAAAACCAGUUGGAGACAGUGAUUUGCUACCUAACGACUUGGAGGCUAACCUCGAAAGCUUGACAACAGAGACACUUCAGGCCCUCACCGUCACGCAGAUCAAGAAGCUGCAUCA
This is a messenger RNA of Priapulus caudatus, 436 nucleotides long. RefSeq names its product serine--tRNA ligase, cytoplasmic-like. Gene Ontology annotation, cellular component: cytosol. Gene Ontology annotation, biological process: seryl-tRNA aminoacylation. Gene Ontology annotation, molecular function: ATP binding; tRNA binding; serine-tRNA ligase activity. The record is from RefSeq and is a predicted model, not a curated record. Lineage: Eukaryota; Metazoa; Priapulida; Priapulimorpha; Priapulimorphida; Priapulidae. The transcript has 4 exons. The annotation marks the transcript as partial.